CCGAUAAUCGGAAAUCAUUCGUCUACAUUCCGACAUCGGUAAAUAUAUUAUUAUCGCCAUGGAAAGCAAAGGUCGACCGGCGUCUAAAAAUCAAAAGAAUUCCCUUGUGACAGCUUAUCUUGUUGCUUAUAAUGUUGCUCAAAUAUUAGGAUGGAGUGCUUUGGGCAUAUUAUUGAUAAACCAUCUUGUGAAAAAGGGUACAUAUGUUGGAUUGUAUCACGAUGUGUCAGUCCUACUCUAUAUAUUCCAAACAGCUGCAGUUUUGGAGGUACUUAACUGUGCAGUAGGAUUUGUCAAAUCAAAUGUAGUGCUGACUGGUUUCCAAGUGUUUUCUAGAGUUUUCCUCACAUGGGGCAUAGCUUACAGUGUUCCCUCAGUCCAGAAUAACAUAGGAGUAUGUAUGUUUUUAUCGGCCUGGACAUUGACAGAGGUCAUUAGAUAUUCAUUCUAUCUGUUUGCAUUAAUUGGAGAAGUUCCAUACAUCAUACAGUGGUGCAGAUACACAUUUUUUAUCAUCUUAUAUCCAGUAGGUGUGACUGGAGAAUUGCUUUCAAUUUAUGGAAGUCUAAACGAGGUGGUGGAGAAAAAGUUGUAUUAUCUAGAGUUACCAAAUAGAGCCAACAUAGCAUUCAACUUCUACUAUUAUUUAAUAUUUACCAUGCUGAUGUAUAUACCAAUUUUUCCACAGUUGUAUUUCCACAUGGUAGCACAGAGGAAGAAAGUCAUUGGUGGCAGAACAAAAUCAGACUAAAUUGUUAUAUGUGACUUUGAAACAUUUGAUACAUCACCAUUUUUAAAAUUUCAUAUAAAAGAUUUAUUUAUAAA
Molecule: messenger RNA, 825 nt
Organism: Mytilus trossulus (common blue mussel)
Lineage: Eukaryota; Metazoa; Mollusca; Bivalvia; Mytilida; Mytilidae
Product: very-long-chain (3R)-3-hydroxyacyl-CoA dehydratase 2-like
Exons: 7
Coding region: 59-751 (230 amino acids)
Biological process (GO): sphingolipid biosynthetic process; very long-chain fatty acid biosynthetic process; fatty acid elongation
Cellular component (GO): endoplasmic reticulum membrane
Molecular function (GO): 3-hydroxyacyl-CoA dehydratase activity
Source: RefSeq, a predicted model, not a curated record